This is a messenger RNA of Coffea eugenioides, 1206 nucleotides long. RefSeq names its product transcription initiation factor IIF subunit beta. Gene Ontology annotation, cellular component: transcription factor TFIIF complex. The record is from RefSeq and is a predicted model, not a curated record. The coding region runs from base 164 to 964 and encodes 266 amino acids. Gene Ontology annotation, biological process: transcription by RNA polymerase II; transcription initiation at RNA polymerase II promoter. NCBI's taxonomy places the organism in Eukaryota, Viridiplantae, Streptophyta, Magnoliopsida, Gentianales, Rubiaceae. The transcript has 6 exons.
CGAAUUCCAAAACAUAAGAGAACUCAGCGCAGGGAGAGUCAACACAAAAAAUUCACUUCCCUGACGAGUUUGAUGAAACACAAGCCAGAGCCUAGUAAACUAACACCUGUAGCACAAUAAGCAGCUCAGAAUCAAACGGAAAGGAACCAAGUAAGAAGAAGAGAUGGAAGACGACGGUAACGGCAGCAACAGCACCGUCGUGGACACCGCCAAGGCGGAGAGAUCGGUGUGGCUGAUGAAGUGUCCACUAGUCGUUUCCAAGUCCUGGCAAGCUCAAGCUGCCGCCUCUUCUUCCUCUUCCGUCUCCGAUUCACCUCCGGCCUCUAAAGUCGUCGUCUCUCUCGAUCCUCUUCGUCCCGACGACUCACUGCAGUUUACUAUGGAGAUGGCUGGAACUGGAAGUGACGCCGGAAACAUGCCGAAAAGCUACUCGCUUAAUAUGUUCAAAGACUUUGUUCCUAUGUGUAUUUUCUCUGAGACAAAUCAAGGAAGAGUUGCUGCAGAAGGGAAAGUCGAACAUAAAUUUGACCUGAAACCACACAAUGAAAACAUGGAAGAGUACAGAAAAAUGUGUCGUGAGAGGACAAAUAAAUCGAUGGUCAAAAAUAGACAAAUUCAAGUGAUCGACAAUGAUCGUGGUGUGCACAUGAGGCCUAUGCCUGGAAUGGUAGGCUUGAUUGCAUCCAAUUCUAAGGAUAAGAAGAAAGCAGCUCCAGUUAAGGGAUCAGAUGUCAAGAGAACUAGACGGGAUCGUGGAGAACUAGAAGAUAUCAUGUUUAAACUUUUUGAAAGACAACCUAAUUGGGCCUUGAAGCAGCUUGUGCAAGAGACUGAUCAACCUGCGCAAUUUCUGAAGGAGAUACUGAAUGAGCUCUGCGUCUACAAUAAAAGGGGUACAAACCAAGGAACAUAUGAGCUGAAGCCAGAGUAUAAAAAGUCUGUUGAGGAUACAGGUGCUGAGUAAAUGUUUUAUCUCUGACUGUAUAUUAGAUUUGAAAAAGACAACGAAUUGCCUGACAUGAGGAGAGACAUUUGGAGAAAAUACUUCUUUUUUACUAAGCUAAAAUGACGCCCUGGUAGCUGUUGUUGUCCAUUUUAUGGAUGCGUAGAAUCCGAUGUAAAAGAGGCGUAUAGUCAUAUAGAUAAACUUUUUUUUUUUCUUGUUUUGGAUCUUUAUAUAUAUAUCCUAAGCAGAGAUUUUCUCAA